CCAACAAUUGCUUGACGAGAAUCAUAACAUUAUAUGUCUCCUAAAUGUAAUUUAAAAUGUAAACUUUUCCGUAACAAAAAACAGUCUGGUUUAUUUCCCAAUGCCAAAAAACCUCUUGCGUUUUGCUGAACUUUUAUUUUGACAUCGCAGCAUUGACUUCCCACUCUUGACGUCACGAUGACCGGCACGAGUAGGAUGGAGUAUUUGCCGGACUCUAAUGCCAGAUAUAAGGAUGUGGAUUACUGGAAUGAACGGUACCGGACGGAGGAGAGCUUCGAGUGGUUCGGGGACUUCACUAAAUUUGACCAUCUGCUCAAACAGCACGUGGGAACAGAAGAAAACAUCUUGAUGCUAGGUUGUGGUAACAGUGCUCUGAGCUAUGAUAUGUACCAGGCUGGCUUCACCUCCAUCACUAAUGUGGAUUACUCCAGUGUUUGUGUGGAGAGCAUGGCGGAGAGACACAAGAACUGCGCUCAGCUCAGCUGGCUGUGCAUGGACGCCCGGCGACUGGCCUUCCCUGACGGUGCAUUUGAUGUGGUUUUGGAAAAGGGAACUCUGGAUGCCAUGCUGGUGGAGGAGAGCGACCCCUGGAAGGUCUCCGAGAACGCGGCCCGACUGCUGCACCAGGUUCUCUUGGAGGUCAGUCGUGUUUUGAAACCCGGCGGGCGUUUCAUCUCUGUCACGUUUGCACAGCCGCAUUUUCGUAAGAGACUUUACGCUCGAGCGGAGUAUGACUGGUCUAUCAAGCACUAUCACUAUGGCAGCAGCUUCCACUACUUCCUCUAUGUUCUCACCAAAGGGGAGGAGCUUAGCUCAGAGGAUGCUGCACUGGAGAGGAGACUGCUUGAGGAAGCUGAGGCUCUGCCCACCGAUGUAAGAUUUCAAGAAGUGGAUUCUGAGGACUUCCUGAAUAACAUUGGAUUAUAGGGACUUGUACAACAUCUGUCAAUCAAGAGAAUCCUGACAGAAGUUGUACAUCAAUUUUAGACAUUUUUUUAAGGCUCCUGUUCAAGUUCACCCAAAAAUGUUAAUUACUCUCACAAAUGUUGGUCUACAUUUUAUUUGGAUUAUUUUUCUUCCAUGGAACUAAACAUUAAAAAAUAGUGGUAGUUUUUGGAAUUUGACAUGCUCCGUCUCCAUUUACUUUGUUACAUUUGUGUUCCAGGAAAGAAAGUCGUACAGGUUUUGAAACAACAUAAGGACAGACAUUACAUUUUUGUGUGAACCUAUCUUGUAUAUAUACAUAGGUUUUUUUUUUAGGAUGCUAUGAUGUGAAUUUGUUCUGUGUCUUUUCUUCUCUCUCUCUCUCUCUCUCUCUCUCUCUCUCUCUCUCUGGCCUAUUUCUCUGUGCGAUUGUGUUGAUUGGUAUGACAAGGUUGAGUGUUUGACACCUGCACACUUGUGCAGAGACAAAUCUGUCACAAACGCUUCUCAAACAACAAAUAAACAGACAGACAGAAAACAAACAGCCCUGCUGUGUGCCAGAAUAUGACAGACGUGUCUGCACUCUUUUGGAUGAGGAAUGGCUGCAGUGAAUCGGAGGAGGCCAUUAAUAAACCAGAAAUCAUUUAUUUUUAAUUUAGCUCUGGAAUGUAAUUACCGUCUAUUUUUAAGACUUGAAGAAGGUGCCUGAAUUUCAGAACAGCUUCCUGUGUGCCAGUGUGAAUAUAGAUUGAUUUUUAUUGUAAAUAGAGGAAAGUUAUUCUUGAACCAGGAGAGACCAAAACAUAUUUAAACCCACACUAUGUUGUGGGUGGUUGCCAAGGCGUUACGAGUUCUUUUUAGAAUGUUGCUAGGCAGUUUCUAGGUUGUGUACAGAAAAGGCUCCCCAAAAUUGACAGUUGUAUCACUAAAUAUGGCUUGGGUAAAUCUAUGGGAGUUUUUCAUCCACUUUAUUGUCUUCCAGGUGAAAACCAUGCAUUUGAUUGUAAAAAAAAAAAGCAAUAGUACACCUCUUCUCCGUAACUUGUGCAAUUUGAGGAACUCUUUAUAUCCACGUGACUUACACACCCAUAUUAAAACUAAGGCGAUGGGUUUUGGAGCCCUAACUCUACAAAAGUAAUAGUGAGCAUGUACCAUUAAAUAGCAGCGGUUCAUAUACCGGUAGCAGUUUCAUAAACUUUUAGUUCAGUGUUGAUUGUGUCCAGAUUGAAUGUGUUAUCUGUGAAAGCUGAUGAUGUAGUCACAGGUCUUUCCCCUUCACUGAAGCACUAAGCAAUGACGUCAGGGCAGGGACGGUAUCAGAUGGAUGCUGGUAUCAGGUGAGCCGCACGUAUCGGGUGUAGAUUUAUUCUGUGAUCGUAUCCUCACGACAUGCUGUGUGGCGGUUCUUCAGGAACCAAGUGCUGCCUAAACACCAUGAAGCUGCCGCAGAGAACCGGAGACCCUGAUUAGUCUAAUGGCUGGUUAUGUGUUGUUUACCCCCUCGCAAUGCAAACCCACACGCAAGCUUUACUUCAUAUUGACAUUUAAGACGAUGAUAUUCAAUAAUGUACUUUUAAAUAAUUGAUUAGGAGUAAUUUCAGAAGUGCUCUUGUGAGAUAUUUUCUGAGCUGUUGUCCUGUCUUGGUGAAGAACUGGAAGAGUUCUUGUGUGGUAUUCAGCAGUUUGAUUUUGUAUGCUAUGGACAGUUAGGGUUAGAUUUAUUGACAGCAAUGCUGCCUUGUUUGAAAAGCCUUGAGGUUUAAUUAAUAUGGAUGGAAGGAUGGAUAGACGGAUGGACUGAUGGAUGGAUAGACGGAUAGACUGAUAGAUGAAUGGAUAAACGGAUAGAUAGAUGGAUGGAUAGAUGAACAGGUGGAUGGAUGGUUAGUUGGAUGGAUAGAUUGCAAAUAGAUGGUUGGACAGACAGACAGACAGACAGACAGACAGACAGACAGACAGACAGACAGACAGAUAGAUAGAUAGAUAGAUAGAUAGAUAGAUAGGCAGGUAGAAGGACAGACAGACGGUGAAUAAUUAAAAAAAUAGCUGGAUAUCUAUCUAUUUGUCUAUACUAAAAUUCCCACUCAUCAUGAAUCAAAAGUGAGCCUGCUCUUUAAUUCAGAUUUAUGCCCAGAGCUGCUUUUUAAUGGUUGUCAAUAGAGAAUGAAGCUUUCUAGGUCCAGAUGGUGUAGUUACGACAUCUACCAGCAGGGGCUAACCAGAGGGGAUAACCUGGCAAACCUUGACCCCACUGGUGCAUCCUUGCCUCUAGUUUACAGACAGAUCCUUUUCAUGAGUCACUGUUACCGCACACACAAGAAGAGAGUCAAAAUUGACCAUUUGACCAUUCGAUAUCAUUAAUCAAAGACUGUUCAUCAUAGCUCAUGUUUCUGUUCUGAGAAGGGGGAGGGGUCAGGACACACCAUUACAUCAUCAUCCAGCAGCGGCAGCAACAACAGGCCAGGGGUAUUGAUAGCAGACACAUAAACCCCUGCUCACAGCCAGCCAGCUCCACUGACAACGUUAGGGUAAACAUUGCACUAAGCUGCUUUACGCACAGAGACGUGUGAAUGUGUGUGAGAUUGGUCACUACUGUUCGUAAGGUUAAAACAGUGACAUUUUUGGAGCAGCACUGCAAAAUACAAUUGACUGAUUUUAUUCAUUUAAAACAAAUGGUUUAGCUAACUCUGUUAUCCGUAUAGCAUCUCUCUGUUAUGUUCAGGGUUAUUUUAUGAGUUGAAAGUUUAAAUAAAAUUACUGAAUUAAAUUGCAAUUUAAAUUUUGACCAAUGCAGUUUUUUUAAAUCUCUAGAGUCCUAGGUCAUGUUAUACUUAUAAAUAAAUAGUAUGCCUUAAUGAUAACAAAUUUAAUGUUUACAUAUUAACAGUAUGUAAUUUUACACGUUUACAUUGUUUUUUUUUUUUUAAGUGUUUUGGAACUGCAUAAGCUUCUAUAACAUUUACCAGUUUCUGAUGGCACCUUUUUUAUAUGCAAAAUAUGAUAUAUCAGUUUGUCACUGUAUUUAAAAGAAAUUUGGUGAAAACAAAUUUUUGGCAAUUUGUUUGCUUUUAAUGUGGUUUGCACAUGUUGUUCUGGGUCUGGUUUUGGAUGGAUGGAUGGAUGGAUAAACAGAUUUUUGAUGCAUGAAUUUGCAGCUUACUUGAAUUGGUGUUUUUCAAACUUGUGCUCCAGGUUGAAUGGCAAUUGCAAUUCAUUCAGUAUCUCUUUCUGUCAUUUCCAAUUUAGCAUCCUUAAUGGUGUGGCCAGUUCAAUUUAAAUUCGAUUGCUUUAUAUAUUCAGUGUAGUUGACUUUUUCAGGUAGUUCCUGUUGUAGUAGUGUAACAUGCAAAAUUUAAUUUUGAGCUGCAGACUCUGGAACAACAUCUGGAACAACCUAUUCAUAUUCCAUGAGCUUCUCCUAAACUCAAAGCAAAAUGAAAGGAUGAAUGUCAAGUCCCAAGCCAAUCCCAAACAUGAUUAGUUGAAUAUUGUGCUACAACCAACCAGGAUGUAUAUCCAGGAUCAUAUCCUGCUUGUCCUUGGAUAAUCAGAGCCACACUGAGCCAUGCGGUCAAGGAGAAUCUGGUUUGCAACAUUUCCAGAUGCUAUUCAACCGUCUUUUGCGGAUCAGUUCAUGUCCUCUCUUUGAUCCUUUUUAAUAGUAUGAAAAAUGAUUAUUUGGUUUGGCAGUAUGAUACUGACAUCAUUUUCUCAUUACUAACGAUUCAGAUCAAAGUAGCACCAACAAACUUGGAUGAAUCAAGGAAUCAAUGCUUUUAAAUCAAAUGUCUUUCUCUCGUGCUUUUCAUUUCUUCCGGCUGAGAGCUCAUUCUUUAAGAAUCUUAGAAUGUCAUCUCUCCCUCUUUCUUCCGUUAUCACGCAGUCAUUAUCUGCUGAGAGUUGGGCUUUCCAUAUUGGGUCAGGCCACAGCGUCGCUCAGUCACUCCAGAGCCGCCGCGGGCCGGCUGUCUGUUCAGAUAGUGUAUCAGUAAUCUCCAGCUCUGAGCAGCCUGUGUGAAGCGCUAAGGAUUCCCCUGGGCAUUGGAGCCGUUCAGGAACACUGCAACAGCCAUGAAGGUGUAUUAAUAGACUGAGAUGGUGAAGCUGAGUGUCCUUGACUGCGCUUGAGUGACUGUCUGAUGGACUUUCUGCCGUGCACGGACCUCGUCGAGUCUUGAGAAGAAACGCACAGAUGUCAGGUAGCUGCUGAGGUUAAACUGCCAUUGAACAAUCGAAAAAAAUCGUUUGACAAUUUUAGUGGACAAACUUGAGCUUGGGUCAACUGGAGUUACAGAACAUUAUCAGGAUCGGAUGAGUAUCGGAGUUUAAAUUGAUUUAGGUAAGCCUGACUUGUUUCCAGAUGGAUCCUGAGCCUCAUUGAACACAUCGGACAUUGCUGACCCAAAGCCCACUCAUGGCCGCAUGGCGGCACAGAUCACGGAUAAAAGCCAUCGAUUCUCUUGUGGCUGAAACGCACACACGUUGUAUUGGAGAUGUGUGUCUGACUGUGUGUGAAGGAAAACAUCAAUAUUGCUGUAAAAUCUAACUGCAUUUCAGAGUGUUCCGAGUAAACAGGAAGCAGCGUGUGGCUUUAUCCAAGCUCUUUAGAAACAAUAUUCAACUUAAAUGAACAACCUCGAUAGAAAAAAGUCUCGAAAUCAACUUACUUCUUCAUUGUGUUUUUACUUGUCUGCUUACUGACUAGCUCGAUGUUAAGGUGCCACAUAUUCCUUUACAGGGAAAGUUAACCUCAAAAUGAACAUAUGCUAUUGUUUACUCACCCUCACCUCAGACUUUCUUUCUUUAGCAAAACGCAAAAAGAAGAUAUUUUUGAAGCACAUUGGGGUCCAAACUACAUUACACCCAGUUGACUUAUUGAAUGGAAUAAACCACCAGCCCAAACCUUUUUGACCUUCUUUCUUCUGCAUAGCAUUAAAAAAAACAAGAUUUUUUUGAGAACAAACAACACGAGACCCCAUUGAUUUCGCUGUAUGCACAAAAAGUUACAGUUUGGUGCUGAAGCCGUGCGGAAGGAACAUUCAGCUUAAAUGACCUCACCAGAGAAAACAACAUUGUUUGCACCUGGUUUAGCUGGGUGUUUUAUGUGCAUCUUUUUUAGCAUGAGUUUAUAUUAAAGGGAAAGUUCACCCCAAAACCUGUCAUCAUUUUCUUACCCUUCUUGCUCCAAAUCUGCAUGACCUCCUUUUUUCUGCAAGUCACAAAAACAAAAUUGGACCCAAAUGACUUUCAUUGUAUGCAUUUUUUUUUGUAUGCAAAAAAAAACACUUUUCAAAAUAUCUUCUUUUGUGGUUUUGUGCUUCGCAGAAGAAAGCAAGCCAUUGUUUUCAACAACACUGCAUUUUCUAAAUUGCAUCUAAUUGUAUUUAAAAUCAUAAAACACUGGUCUGAAUUGAAUCAACAUUAAACUGACUUGAAUUUAACAACGACAUUGCUGGCUUUUGCAGAAUCUAAGAUUCAUUUUAUCUGAACUGAACCAACGCUCAACUAACUUCAGAUAAAUUACAAGAACUAAUAUCUUUUAGAGCUGCUUUGCAGCAUAACCUGAAUUGCCUCCAUAGCCGUUUGUCAUUUCCUGUUUACCUUUGUGCAUCUGCUUUGACAUAAUCUGUAUUGUAAUAAAGAUGGCUCAACUUAAUUUUGGGGUAUACUCUCCCUUUCAAGAUUUCAAGAACACCAAAUCUCAAAGAUCCAUCUUCCGAUAUCUAGUUUAUAUUAUAAGUGCAGAAGAUCCUUCGGUAAAAGUAGUAGCGCGGCUCAAAGCUCUCAUAGGAUCUUAUGCCACAAGAACAAUCUCUGUGUCAUGACUGUGAGCUUAGCCUAGUGUAAUUACAUGGCCAUCAGAGCUGGUGCCAAACUUCGCUGUCCUUUGGGAAGUACAGGUCUGGAGUGCACUAGCGCUCUCUUCAUAGCUUCAUCCAGCACUAAAGAUCUGUGAGGAGAUGACAGGCUGAAAGAAGAUUGCAUUUCUCUCACUGGGCUCCAAAGCAAGAUGCAACUAUCCUGACGUGAAUUAUAUUAAAACAUUAAAAUAUCAUUAGACGACAACAGCUUGAUCUGGCCGUUUAAAGCCGCUCAGGUGUAUUUUAAAAUGUCACCAUACUUGUUUCAUCAUUUGAUGGAUAGCAUUUGUGUCUUGUUUACUAGCAUAGGCCUACUGUAAAUGCAGAUGGGUUCACCAGCUGGCUGUGCGUGUGUUGUGAUGAUCUCAGAAUCAAUAUUUGUGUCAGACUUGUUUACUCCUCUGUGAUCUAGCCAAAUGAUGACAGAAACGCACAUUUAUAUGUUCUUCCACCAUUUAUUAGUUCACCAAAUACAGUGAAAAUGGUAUUUUAAUAUGCAAUGAUUCAUUCUUAGAAUGUCAUGACAUUUUUGUUGCUUUUUUUUGCUUAAUAAAACGAUGUUCCAUUAUUGAAAAGUAUUAAGGUUUCAUGCACAACAAACCAUAGUCAGUUUCUUUAGAAUAAUGGUACAAAACAAAGCAAAAAAAAAAAAAAUCAAAUCAAAUCAAAUGAAAUCAACAAAAAGAAACGUAAUGUCCAAAAACCUGUCAAAUAACAAGAAGUUAUUUGAAGAUAUUCGUAAACAGUGCAGUAGAUUUCUAAUAUCGCCAUUUUUCUAACAAAUUCAUCAACAAAGCUCAAGUCACAGUUUACGAUUUCCAUAUAACAGUAGUUCAACACAGAUGUGUGUGUGCAAAAAACCCGAGAAACAUUCAUUCAUCAAGUCUUUUUUUUUUUUUUU
Molecule: messenger RNA, 7686 nt
Organism: Puntigrus tetrazona (Sumatra barb)
Lineage: Eukaryota; Metazoa; Chordata; Actinopteri; Cypriniformes; Cyprinidae
Gene: ece2a
Product: endothelin converting enzyme 2a
Exons: 4
Coding region: 178-927 (249 amino acids)
Molecular function (GO): S-adenosylmethionine-dependent methyltransferase activity
Source: RefSeq, a predicted model, not a curated record